Molecule: messenger RNA, 3267 nt
Organism: Cuscuta europaea
Lineage: Eukaryota; Viridiplantae; Streptophyta; Magnoliopsida; Solanales; Convolvulaceae
Source: the annotation of a GenBank genome assembly
ACUCUCUCAUAACCUCAUUCUAAUUUCCAGAACUCUUCCAAAUUCCCCAUAUAGAACCCAACCCUAGACUAGAAGCCCUAAACAGAAAAGAUACAACUAUUCCCGGUGGUAUAACAUAAUGGUGUAGAGAGGCUCCUACUAUCCGACCAUCAAUCAAUCGGCAAAGCACUAUGGGUUUCGAUGAACAGAUGGGUUGGAAAUCCGCAGAGGAGAAACGGUACAAGAGAAGGUCAAAGGAGAAAGAGGGUGAGGCAAGAGUCGAGACGAUGGGUCGAUGUUCUUUUUAUAAUGACCUUCUUCCAGCGAAGGCAGGUGUUGGGAAGAAACUGAGUGACAAUAGAGGAGGAAGUGAUGCUGUUGUUGCUGAAGGCGAAGCUGUGGAUGCAACUGCCUGGGGGAGCGAAGAAGCAGCAGUACAGAAUAGGAAGCAGGAAAGAAGAGGGAUGGAGGAAGUGCCUAUUCGGAGUUCUCUCUGUUUUGAGAAAGCCGCUGUUUCUAUUAGCUGCGGCACUGAUGAAAUAAGAGGCAGAGUGAUGCCUAUGCAAGUGAGUGACUUGACCAAAGUAGGGAAGGGGAAAAGGGGGAGAGAUGGUUCUAAGUACGGGAGUGGAUUAGACCCUCUUUCUCCAAUGACUAAUUGUAUUAAGGGUUGCUAUGACAGUGAAGAAAAAUCCUCAAAGAAGAUAAGAAUGGGUUGCAGGGGGGGUGCUGUUGUGAAAGCUCGCAGUUUUGAAGAUGGAAAUGUAGGUAGUGGUGUGGCUAGAGAGGGAAAUGAAGCAAAAAAGAACACAAGAAGACCCUCAAAUAUGAGGGUGGAGGAGAAAGAGGUGGAUGGAGUAACCAAGGCGAGUUCUUCUUUUGCUGCUGCUGCGGCCUCUGCUCGAGAGGAAGAUGAAAAGAGGAAGCUGGAAUGGUGUACGGAAGAAAAGCAAGGCUUCCUCCUUUCCAACAUUGAUGACAAGAAAGCUGCUGAUGAUAAUGAUGAUGAAGAAGUUAAGUUGGAUUCUAGGAGUACAGAAUAUAGAGGGGAUGAGGCUGCUAGACCAGUGUGUCGGAACAUUGAGGAUGAUCUGGCUCAAUUUACAUACAUACCAGAAAAAGAUGGCAGAAUAAGUCCGCUAAAGGAAAAAAAGAGGUGCUUGCAUAUAGAACCCAACCCUAGACUAGAAGCACUAAACAGAAAAGAUACAACUAUUCCCGGUGGUAUAACACUAUGGUGUAGAGAGGCUCCUACUAUCCGAUCAUCAAUCAAUCGGCAAAGCACUAUGGGUUUCAAUGAACAGACGGGUUGGAAAUCCGCAGAGGUGAAACGGCACAACAGAAGGUCAAAGGAGAAGCAGGGUGAGGCAAGAGUCGAGACGAUGGGUCGAUGUUUUUUUUAUAAUGACCUAUUUCCAGCGAGGACAUGUGUUGGGAAGAAACUGAGUGACAAUAGAGGAAGUGAUGCUGUUGUUGCUGAAGGCGAAGCUGUGGAUGCAACUGCCUGGGGGAGUGAAGAAGCAGCAGUACAGAAAAGGAAGCAGGAAAGAAGAGCGAUGGAGGAAGUGCCUAUUCGGAGUUCUCUCUGUUUUGAGAAAGCCGCUGUUUCUAUUAGCUGCGGCACUGAUGAAAUAAGAGGCAGAGUGAUGCCUAUGCAAGUGAGUGACUUGACCAAAGUAGGGAAGGGGAAAAGGGGGAGAGAUGGUUCUAAGUACGGGAGUGGAUUAGACCCUCUUUCUCCAAUGACUAAUUGUAGUAAGGGUUGCUACAACAGUGAAGAAAAAUCUUCAAAGAUGAUAAGAAUGGGUUGCAGGGGGGGUGCUGUUGUGAAAUGCCGCAGUUUUGAAGAUGGAAAUGUAGGUAGUGGUGUGGCUAGAGAGGGAAAUGAAGCAAAAAAGAACUCAAGAAGAAGCUCAAAUAUGAAGGUCACAGAGAGAGUAAUCAAGGCGAGCCCAUGUCUUGCUACUGUCCAGGAAGAUUUAGUUUCUCCAUCUUUUGUGCAAUAUCCCAGUUUUAAAGAUGGAAAUGUAGGUGCUGUUGUUAGAGAGGUAAAAGCAGCAAAAAAGAAGUCAAAAAGACCCUCAAAUAUGAGGGUGGAGGAGAAAGAGGUGGAUGGAGUAACCAAGGCGAGUUCAUCUUUUGCUGCUGCUGCUGCGGCCUCUGCUCGAGAGGAAAAUGAAAAGAGGAAGCUGGAAUGGUGUACGGAAGAAAAGCAAGGCUUCCUCCUUUCCAACAUUGAUGACAAGAAAGCUGAUGAUAAUGAUGAUGAAGAAGUUAAGUUGGAUUCUAGGAGUACAGAAUAUAGAGGGGAUGAGGCUGCUAGACCAGUGUGUCGGAACAUUGAGGAUGAUCUGGCUCAAUUUACAUACAUACAAGAAAAAGGUGUCAGAUUAAGUCAACCUGCUGCUGCUGGUACUACAAAAUCGUCAUAUUCAAGGGCGGCAGGUGGUGGCCAUGGCCAAAGGCUUAAGAAAAGGGCGGCAGCAGGUGGCCACGGCCAAAGGCUUAAGAAAAGGGCAACAGCAGGUGGCCACGGCCAAAAGCUCAAGAAGGCCGGAGAAACUAAAACUAAACCUGUUUUAACCGCUGCUCAGAAGCGAGAUGAAGCUUACCUAAGGAAGAUGCCAGGUAACAAUUGGAACCCGCCCCGUUCACCUCAUAAUCUCAUUCAAGAAGAUCAUGUCCAUGAUCCGUGGAGGGUUCUUCUCAUUUGCAUACUACUUAAUUGCACACGUGGGAAAAAGGUUAGCAAAGCUCUACCAGAACUAUUGGAUUUGUGUCCAAACGCAAAGGCUGCUUCAGAAGUUGAUGUCGCGCAAAUUGAACAAAUUGUGGAACCAUUAGGCUUAUGCAGGCAAGUUAAGAUUCAGCGUUUUUCUCGGGAAUAUUUGGAAGAUAGUUGGACUCAUGUUACCCAGCUGCAUGGUAUUGGCAAGUAUGCUGCUGAUGCCUAUGCAAUAUUUUGUACUGGCAAAUGGGAUCGCGUGAAACCAGUAGAUCACAUGCUUGUUAAAUACUGGGAGUUUCUCCACACUUCAAGCCAAUUGAGGGAUGAGACGCGUGUUUAGAAAGUGUGUGAUUUUCUUACCACAAAAGGUAAUGAGGGAAUGGUAAAUUUGGCCUUAGUAUAUCUUAUUAGCUAUUUAACGACCACGUGCCAAGGGGAGGCGGCUGCCUCUUCAUGUGGACUAUCAUUUUGUAACCGAACUUUUUUUGGGUAUCAAGUAGAUGAUGACAUACUUUUAUCUCAUUACAUAUUUACAUAUAAUCUCAUUACAUAUAUCUUCU